UGUGACCUCUCCGGUUGCCCCUCCUCAAUGCCAGCUAUGAGUUCCUGCAACUUCACACACACCACCUUUGUACUUAUUGGUAUCCCAGGACUAGAGGAAGCUCAUUUCUGGUUCGGCUUCCCCCUGCUUUCAAUGUAUGCCGUGGCCUUAUUUGGGAACUGCAUCGUGGUCUUCAUUGUAAGAACAGAGCGCAGCCUGCACGCACCCAUGUACCUCUUUCUCUGCAUGCUGGCAGCCAUUGACCUGGCCUUGUCCACAUCUACCAUGCCCAAGAUCCUCGCCCUCUUCUGGUUUGACUCCCGGGAGAUUUCUUUUGAGGCCUGUCUUGCCCAGAUGUUCUUCAUUCAUGCACUCUCAGCCAUUGAAUCCACCAUCCUCCUGGCCAUGGCCUUUGACCGAUAUGUGGCCAUCUGCCACCCACUGCGCCAUGCUGCAGUGCUCAACAAUACAGUAACAGCCCAGAUUGGCAUGGUGGCUGUAAUCCGCGGAUCCCUCUUCUUUUUCCCACUGCCCCUGCUCAUUAAGCGGCUGGCCUUCUGCCGAUCCAAUGUGCUCUCACACUCCUACUGUGUGCACCAGGAUAUGAUGAAGUUGGCCUAUGCAGACACAUUGCCCAAUAUGGUCUAUGGUCUUACUGCCAUUCUCCUGGUCAUGGGUGUGGAUGUCAUGUUCAUAUCCUUGUCCUACUUUAUGAUUAUACGAACAGUUCUGCAACUGCCUUCUAAGUCAGAGAGGGCCAAGGCCUUUGGAACCUGUGUGUCACACAUUGGUGUGGUCCUGGCCUUUUAUGUGCCACUCAUUGGCCUCUCAGUGGUGCACCGCUUUGGAAACAGCCUUGAUCCCAUUGUGCAUGUUCUCAUGGGUGAUAUCUACCUGCUGCUGCCUCCUGUAAUCAAUCCCAUCAUCUACGGUGCCAAGACCAAGCAGAUCAGAACACGGGUGCUAGCUAUGCUCAAGAUCAGUUGUGACAAGGACAUUCAAGUUGUGGAACAUAGGUGA
Molecule: messenger RNA, 999 nt
Organism: Sciurus carolinensis (gray squirrel)
Lineage: Eukaryota; Metazoa; Chordata; Mammalia; Rodentia; Sciuridae
Product: olfactory receptor 51E2
Exons: 1
Coding region: 28-999 (323 amino acids)
Biological process (GO): G protein-coupled receptor signaling pathway
Cellular component (GO): membrane
Molecular function (GO): olfactory receptor activity; G protein-coupled receptor activity
Source: RefSeq, a predicted model, not a curated record